Drosophila sechellia is the source of this 1353-nucleotide messenger RNA. RefSeq names its product WD repeat-containing protein on Y chromosome-like. Lineage: Eukaryota; Metazoa; Arthropoda; Insecta; Diptera; Drosophilidae. The record is from RefSeq and is a predicted model, not a curated record. The transcript has a single exon. Bases 53 to 676 code for a protein of 207 amino acids.
UAUACAAUACAAAAUCCUUAUAAGGCUUAGUUAACUAUUAAAACUUUCUGAAAUGUCUGUAAUAUUUAAUGCGAGUGUAAAUACUAAAAGCGCUGUUGAGUAUCAGACAAUAUCAUCCACACAAAGUCAUUUAGCGGAGGAGCAGUCGGAGCGCUUGCACAAGUGGAUUUCAAAGGAUCAACUCGAGAAACUUCAUUCGGCGUUUCUAAACACUCCCGAGCGUCAUGUUGGCAUUGAUGAAUUGCGUAUCAUACUUGAAGAACUAGACAUAACGUUCAAUGAUUCAAUGUAUACACGGCUCUUUUUAAAGAUUAAUCAGAAUCGUGAUUUUAAGGUGGAUUGGAAUGAGUUUGUAUCUUAUUUAAUAUUUGGCUUUCAAGAGGAGGAUCCGAGCAGCCAAAAGGAGUCUUUAAUUUUACCAAUCUCCGGACCCCCAAUGGUUAGGAAAUCAGAACACCGUUCAGCUAUAUGUUGUUUGGCCCUCCUCAAAGCCAAAUCGGACCAAAUACCAAUUGAUGAAGUAACCGAGACUAUUAACUUUUCCUUUGGCGGUGAGGAUUCUCCAGAAGCUUCUGGAAUGUGGGUCACGGCCAGCCACGAGGGAAUGAUGCGUUUUUGGACAUCUCAUAUGGAACCAAUUCGAACUGCAUCGUCGGAAAGCAGUAAGUUUAAAUAAAAUAUUUUACGUUAUAAAAAACAUAUCCAUUCCAUUUUGUAAAUAUAUUUUAUAUAUAUUAUAUCUUCGUUGAAACGAUCUAGACGUCUACCAAAAUCUGUCCUUCCCUGUGUGUAUUUUACAUCAAUCUGUCGAAACUUCAGGAAUUGUUAAAGAUAUGAAUCGAUAUUCCCAUAUAAGAUUCCAAAAGAAAUUUUAAUACAAAUUUUUUUCUGUAUCGUAGUAUUACUGUUACGCAGUAUACGUAAAGUGUGAAUACUUUACUUUAAAUUUUGCUAAUUGGUACCACGGCAACACCUCCAGCUAACCGAUCUUGGUGCCAUGCCGAUAGACAUGAUAUAGGAAAAAACAUAUAAUCGAGUAAAUAUAUAAAUAAAAGAAUAUUAUGAGCAGACAAGGUCAGAACUUGAGAUAAUAUUAUAGUCUAUUCCAGUCAGAACAUACUCUGUGGCGGUAAUGUCACCCAAAGUUGAAUAUAUCUACAAUAAAUGAAUGAUACAGAAAUUUGUAGUAAAUCUCCAUGAAAUUGAUAAAUUUAUCCGACUAAUAAAGACAGGACUUAAAAUUUUAAUAAAACUAAGCUUACAAAUAAAUCCUGUGAAUUCGGGAACUACUAUAGACUAUAGAUAUUAAAUAUAUAACUAUAAAUUAUUUAUCAGGAUUUUUAGACGAGUCGA